This is a messenger RNA of Aricia agestis (brown argus), 888 nucleotides long. RefSeq names its product fibroin heavy chain-like. The transcript is spliced from 2 exons. The coding region runs from base 37 to 762 and encodes 241 amino acids. Lineage: Eukaryota; Metazoa; Arthropoda; Insecta; Lepidoptera; Lycaenidae. The record is from RefSeq and is a predicted model, not a curated record.
UAUUCAGUCUGCAUCAGUUUCUCUACAAGCCUAAAAAUGAAGCUUCACUUCGCUCUUUUCACCCUCGCCGUUUUAAGCACAGUAGCUCUGACAUCAGCUCAAGCCCUCGCUGCCAAUCAAAACCAAGCCGCGAAUGGCAACUCGAAUGGUAAUUCAAACAAUAACAAAAACGUCAAUGACAAUACCAAUGACAAUAGCAAUAUCAGCGGACAGACCAGCAACCAGGCCAGUGCUCAAGGACAGGCACAGGGAUCAGCACAGGGACAGGCACAAGGUCAGUCACAAGGACUAGGACUAGGAGGAGGAUCAGGUUAUGGUGCUGGAAGUGCACUGGGUGCUGGCUACGGUGCUGGAAGUGCACUGGGUGCUGGCUACGGUGCUGGAAGUGCGCUAGGCUCCGGUUACGGUGCUGGAAGUGCGCUAGGCUCCGGUUACGGUGCUGGAAGUGGACUUGGUCUCGGCUUGGGAUAUGGUUCUAGAUAUGGGCAGGCAUUGAGCCCAGGAUAUGGAUUGGCAGCAUCCAUAAUUCCAGCAUACGCAAUUGGCGCUAAUUUAGCAGGACAAGCAAUAAGCAAUGGGAUAUCAGGUGCAGCAAACGCAGCUGCUGCAGGAUUUGGUGCUGCUUCAGGAUAUGGUGCCGGCUUAGGAUCAGGAUAUGGAGCUGGUUUGGGGGCUGCCGCGGCAAAUGCAGCAGGUGGAGCAGUAGGUUCAGGAGCCGGUGCAGCAGCGUCAGCAACGGCAGCAGGUGCAGGGGGAUACUAAGUAUGCCAUAAUACGGUGUACUCAAGUAUUUUACAAAACGUGUAAUUUCAUAAAUAAAAGAGCUUUCACUUGUAAAAACAUUCAAAUUUGAAAGGUCUUAAAUAAAUAUUUUAGUGCCUUUUGAAA